Molecule: messenger RNA, 9038 nt
Organism: Melanotaenia boesemani (Boeseman's rainbowfish)
Lineage: Eukaryota; Metazoa; Chordata; Actinopteri; Atheriniformes; Melanotaeniidae
Product: neuroblast differentiation-associated protein AHNAK
Exons: 5
Coding region: 133-8517 (2794 amino acids)
Biological process (GO): regulation of RNA splicing
Cellular component (GO): nucleus; cytoplasm
Source: RefSeq, a predicted model, not a curated record
GCCUCUACUCAGUGACGACCUGCAGAGCUGUCAGCAUGGACUGAUCACACAUCUUUGUCUGCUGUCACCUAAAACACCUGCCUGAUGGAUCCUGAGAUUCAGUGAGAGAUCCAACUAUCACCAUCAAGAAUAAUGCCACGUCAUCGAAGGGGAAGGAGCCUCUCCGAGGCCUUGACCCUGGAGCAGUCUGAGGAAGGUGGCCUGGUCAUUUCCAGUAUCAGCAAUGCCUCACGUGACCAGGGUCUGAAGGAAGGGGAUGAAAUUCUGGGGGCAACAAUCAACUUUGAACAACUAUCAAAAGAGGAGGUAUUAAAAGUCCUGAAGCUGAUGGAGCCGUUUGAUGAUAAAAUUCAAGUCCUGACUCGGAGCAGCCUGAGCAAGAGCCUCGGCAAUUUGGACGAGAGCGGCAGGAGUCCUGAAGAAAUGCUGAAGGAGUCCUACAGCAAACUCUACAAUGCCAAAAUAAAGAGGUUUAUGAAGGAUGACCCGUCUGGAGCUGAUGAGGGAUGUGUGGACGGGAAGGUUACAACAGAACCCACUUCAUCCACGGUCAGCCUAAAACAUGAUGCAAAGUUGCCUCGACUUGGAGUUGAUUUUGGACUUUUGAAAUCCAGAAAUCUGAGCACAGAUGGUGAUUGUGAUUCACAGUCUGAUGCCAGAGAGUUAACAGACAGCAACCUGAACCUUCCUCCUCUGGGUCUCAGUUCGAAUGGGUUUACUCUACCUGGGGCUGAGGCGCCAAGACGAAAACUUGGUGAGAGAAGUAUGGAGCUAAAAGUUUCAGACUUCAAUCAGUCUGGAACAUUCCCAGAUAAUCCAAAUGGAAACGCUGCUUCUGGUAUGAACCUGCCAAAUACUGACUGUACUCCAGAAAUGGGUUUGGACUUAAAAGGCUCUGAUGUUAACACCCCUGAAAUGGAGAUGGACCUGAACAGGGAAAAUAUCACUGGUCCAUCUUUUAAUCCUGGUGUUCCAAAAGUGGACAUUAAAGGAAUAACUCCAGACUUCAACAUGCCGAAAUUCAAAGUGCCACGUCUGUCUCUGUCUGGACCUCCUAUUGGUAUCCCAGAAUGUGAGGUGAGGGCACCUGAAAUAGAAACCCCAAAAAUCACCUCAGGUAAACAAUCUAGGAGGCAGAAAAAGCCAGAUUUAAAUGUUGACGAUCUCUCCAGUUUUGUAGGAACAUCCACGUUUAAGCUGUCUGGAAAACUGCCUGAAAAACCAGGCUUUCAUCUAAACGGGGCCGACACUGAUAUGGCUUUGGGCAAUGUCAAAGUGUCUCUUAAGAAACCAAAGACUGAUCUUAAAUCUCCAGCUUUAUAUGUGGAUGAUCCACCUGGUUCACUUACAUGUAUAAAUGAUGUUGAAACACCUGAGCUAAGUCUGAAAACGCCAAAGAUAAAAAGUGGCACCUCAUCUGAUCUGAAUCUAGCCAAACCUGACCUAAAAGGAAGACAUUUUAAAAUUAACACUCCAUCAGCUAAUGCUAAGGGUCAGUCUGGAAAAUACAAGGCUCCAAAGUUUACAAUGCCUAAAUUCGAUUUGCCAGAUAUUCAAGUUCCAGAUUUGAAUGGUGACUUGGAGCAACCACAUGCUGACUUACCAGGAGUUAAAUGCCCUGAAAAUGAAUUAAAAACUCCUGACAUGGAUGUAGCGGCUCCAAAAUUCAAAGGGGGCAAAAACUUCCCCAGAUCCCCAGAUGACGGCCCAAACCUAGACCUAGGAACACCUGACCUAGAUUUAUCUGGUCCCAAUCUCAGUGGUGGGAUAAACGCACCAAGCAUAAAUAUGCCCAAGUUUGACCUUAAAACUCCCAAACUGGACCUCAAUGCCCCAGAUGUUGGCUUAGACAUGCCAUCAGGCAAAGUGAAAAUGCCAGAACUUCAUGCUCCAGACUGGGAUCUUAAAGCUCCCUCAGGUAAAUUAAAGAUGCCUAAAUUGAACCUUUCAGGCACAUUGCCAAAAGGACCAAAUCUGGACCUAAAUGCAGACAUGGAGUCCCCAAAUUUGAGUCUGAAAGCUCCAAAGAUAAAGGGAGGAAUGGAUGCUCCUGAUCUGAACAUGCCAAACAUGAAACUUAAAGAUCCAAAGUUAGAUGUGAGCCCUCCAGAUCUCAACAUUGGUUCACCAAAAACAAAGAUGAAGUUUCCCAAACUGAAGUUGCCCAAAUUUAACCUCCCAAAUAUUAAGGGACCUGAAAUUGAUGGCAGCCUAGAUGGCCCAGAUAUAGAUGUAAAUGCACCUGAUGUCAACUUCAAGGGUCCUAAGACUGAUGUAAAUCUUUCUGGUCCAUCUGGGAAAUUUAAAAAGCCAAACUUGAACCUGCCUGACAUGAAGUUUUCUGGCCCAAAGUUAGACGGCCCAAACCUAGACCUAGGAACACCUGACCUAGAUUUAUCUGGUCCCAAUCUCAGUGGUGGGAUAAACGCACCAAGCAUAAAUAUGCCCAAGUUUGACCUUAAAACUCCCAAACUGGACCUCAAUGCCCCAGAUGUUGGCUUAGACAUGCCAUCAGGCAAAGUGAAAAUGCCAGAACUUCAUGCUCCAGACUGGGAUCUUAAAGCUCCCUCAGGUAAAUUAAAGAUGCCUAAAUUGAACCUUUCAGGCACAUUGCCAAAAGGACCAAAUCUGGACCUAAAUGCAGACAUGGAGUCCCCAAAUUUGAGUCUGAAAGCUCCAAAGAUAAAGGGAGGAAUGGAUGCUCCUGAUCUGAACAUGCCAAACAUGAAACUUAAAGAUCCAAAGUUAGAUGUGAGCCCUCCAGAUCUCAACAUUGGUUCACCAAAAACAAAGAUGAAGUUUCCCAAACUGAAGUUGCCCAAAUUUAACCUCCCAAAUAUUAAGGGACCUGAAAUUGAUGGCAGCCUAGAUGGCCCAGAUAUAGAUGUAAAUGCACCUGAUGUCAACUUCAAGGGUCCUAAGACUGAUGUAGAUCUUUCUGGUCCAUCUGGGAAAUUUAAAAAGCCAAACUUGAACCUGCCUGACAUGAAGUUUUCUGGCCCAAAGUUAGACGGCCCAAACCUGGACCUAGGAACACCUGACCUAGAUUUAUCUGGUCCCAAUCUCAUUGGUGGGAUAAACGCACCAAGCAUAAAUAUGCCCAAGUUUGACCUUAAAACUCCCAAACUGGACCUCAAUGCCCCAGAUGUUGGCUUAGAUAUGCCAUCAGGCAAAGUGAAAAUGCCAGAACUUCAUGCUCCAGACUGGGAUCUUAAAGCUCCCUCAGGUAAAUUAAAGAUGCCUAAAUUGAACCUUUCAGGCACAUUGCCGAAAGGACCAAAUCUGGAACUUAAUGCAGACAUGGAGUCCCCAAAUUUGAGUCUGAAAGCUCCAAAGAUAAAGGGAGGAAUGGAUGCUCCUGAUCUGAACAUGCCAAACAUGAAACUUAAAGAUCCAAAGUUAGAUGUGAGCCCUCCAGAUCUCAACAUUGGUUCACCAAAAACAAAGAUGAAGUUUCCCAAACUGAAGUUGCCCAAAUUUAACCUCCCAAAUAUUAAGGGACCUGAAAUUGAUGGCAGCCUAGAUGGCCCAGAUAUAGAUGUAAAUGCACCUGAUGUCAACUUCAAGGGUCCUAAGACUGAUGUAGAUCUUUCUGGUCCAUCUGGGAAAUUUAAAAAGCCAAACUUGAACCUGCCUGACAUGAAGUUUUCUGGCCCAAAGUUAGACGGCCCAAACCUGGACCUAGGAACACCUGACCUAGAUUUAUCUGGUCCCAAUCUCAUUGGUGGGAUAAACGCACCAAGCAUAAAUAUGCCCAAGUUUGACCUUAAAACUCCCAAACUGGACCUCAAUGCCCCAGAUGUUGGCUUAGAUAUGCCAUCAGGCAAAGUGAAAAUGCCAGAACUUCAUGCUCCAGACUGGGAUCUUAAAGCUCCCUCAGGUAAAUUAAAGAUGCCUAAAUUGAACCUUUCAGGCACAUUGCCGAAAGGACCAAAUCUGGACCUAAAUGCAGACAUGGAGUCCCCAAAUUUGAGUCUGAAAGCUCCAAAGAUAAAGGGAGGAAUGGAUGCUCCUGAUCUGAACAUGCCAAACAUGAAACUUAAAGAUCCAAAGAUAGAUGUGAGCCCUCCAGAUCUCAACAUUGGUUCACCAAAAACAAAGAUGAAGUUUCCCAAAUUGAAGUUGCCCAAAUUUAGCCUCCCAAAUAUUAAGGGACCUGAAAUUGAUGGCAGCCUAGAUGGCCCAGAUAUAGAUGUAAAUGCACCUGAUGUCAACUUCAAGGGUCCUAAGACUGAUGUAGAUCUUUCUGGUCCAUCUGGGAAAUUUAAAAAGCCAAACUUGAACCUGCCUGACAUGAAGUUUUCUGGCCCAAAGUUAGACGGCCCAAACCUGGACCUAGGAACACCUGACCUAGAUUUAUCUGGUCCCAAUCUCAGUGGUGGGAUAAACGCACCAAGCAUAAAUAUGCCCAAGUUUGAUCUUAAAACUCCCAAACUGGACCUCAAUGCCCCAGAUGUUGGCUUAGAUAUGCCCUCAGGCAAAGUGAAAAUGCCAGAACUUCAUGCUCCAGACUGGGAUCCUAAAGCUCCCUCAGGUAAAUUAAAGAUGCCUAAAUUGAACCUUUCAGGCACAUUGCCGAAAGGACCAAAUCUGGACCUAAAUGCAGACAUGGAGUCCCCAAAUUUGAGUCUGAAAGCUCCAAAGAUAAAGGGAGGAAUGCAUGCUCCUGAUCUGAACAUGCCAAACAUGAAACUUAAAGAUCCAAAGUUAGAUGUGAGCCCUCCAGAUCUCAACAUUGGUUCACCAAAAACAAAGAUGAAGUUUCCCAAACUGAAGUUGCCCAAAUUUAACCUCCCAAAUAUUAAGGGACCUGAAAUUGAUGGCAGCCUAGAUGGCCCAGAUAUAGAUGUAAAUGCACCUGAUGUCAACUUCAAGGGUCCUAAGACUGAUGUAGAUCUUUCUGGUCCAUCUGGGAAAUUUAAAAAGCCAAACUUGAACCUGCCUGACAUGAAGUUUUCUGGCCCAAAGUUAGACGGCCCAAACCUGGACCUAGGAACACCUGACCUAGAUUUAUCUGGUCCCAAUCUCAUUGGUGGGAUAAACGCACCAAGCAUAAAUAUGCCCAAGUUUGACCUUAAAACUCCCAAACUGGACCUCAAUGCCCCAGAUGUUGGCUUAGAUAUGCCAUCAGGCAAAGUGAAAAUGCCAGAACUUCAUGCUCCAGACUGGGAUCUUAAAGCUCCCUCAGGUAAAUUAAAGAUGCCUAAAUUGAACCUUUCAGGCACAUUGCCGAAAGGACCAAAUCUGGACCUAAAUGCAGACAUGGAGUCCCCAAAUUUGAGUCUGAAAGCUCCAAAGAUAAAGGGAGGAAUGGAUGCUCCUGAUCUGAACAUGCCAAACAUGAAACUUAAAGAUCCAAAGUUAGAUGUGAGCCCUCCAGAUCUCAACAUUGGUUCACCAAAAACAAAGAUGAAGUUUCCCAAACUGAAGUUGCCCAAAUUUAACCUCCCAAAUAUUAAGGGACCUGAAAUUGAUGGCAGCCUAGAUGGCCCAGAUAUAGAUGUAAAUGCACCUGAUGUCAACUUCAAGGGUCCUAAGACUGAUGUAGAUCUUUCUGGUCCAUCUGGGAAAUUUAAAAAGCCAAACUUGAACCUGCCUGACAUGAAGUUUUCUGGCCCAAAGUUAGACGGCCCAAACCUGGACCUAGGAACACCUGACCUAGAUUUAUCUGGUCCCAAUCUCAUUGGUGGGAUAAACGCACCAAGCAUAAAUAUGCCCAAGUUUGACCUUAAAACUCCCAAACUGGACCUCAAUGCCCCAGAUGUUGGCUUAGAUAUGCCAUCAGGCAAAGUGAAAAUGCCAGAACUUCAUGCUCCAGACUGGGAUCUUAAAGCUCCCUCAGGUAAAUUAAAGAUGCCUAAAUUGAACCUUUCAGGCACAUUGCCGAAAGGACCAAAUCUGGACCUAAAUGCAGACAUGGAGUCCCCAAAUUUGAGUCUGAAAGCUCCAAAGAUAAAGGGAGGAAUGGAUGCUCCUGAUCUGAACAUGCCAAACAUGAAACUUAAAGAUCCAAAGUUAGAUGUGAGCCCUCCAGAUCUCAACAUUGGUUCACCAAAAACAAAGAUGAAGUUUCCCAAAUUGAAGUUGCCCAAAUUUAGCCUCCCAAAUAUUAAGGGACCUGAAAUUGAUGGCAGCCUAGAUGGCCCAGAUAUAGAUGUAAAUGCACCUGAUGUCAACUUCAAGGGUCCUAAGACUGAUGUAGAUCUUUCUGGUCCAUCUGGGAAAUUUAAAAAGCCAAACUUGAACCUGCCUGACAUGAAGUUUUCUGGCCCAAAGUUAGACGGCCCAAACCUGGACCUAGGAACACCUGACCUAGAUUUAUCUGGUCCCAAUCUCAUUGGUGGGAUAAACGCACCAAGCAUAAAUAUGCCCAAGUUUGACCUUAAAACUCCCAAACUGGACCUCAAUGCCCCAGAUGUUGGCUUAGAUAUGCCAUCAGGCAAAGUGAAAAUGCCAGAACUUCAUGCUCCAGACUGGGAUCUUAAAGCUCCCUCAGGUAAAUUAAAGAUGCCUAAAUUGAACCUUUCAGGCACAUUGCCGAAAGGACCAAAUCUGGACCUAAAUGCAGACAUGGAGUCCCCAAAUUUGAGUCUGAAAGCUCCAAAGAUAAAGGGAGGAAUGGAUGCUCCUGAUCUGAACAUGCCAAACAUGAAACUUAAAGAUCCAAAGUUAGAUGUGAGCCCUCCAGAUCUCAACAUUGGUUCACCAAAAACAAAGAUGAAGUUUCCCAAACUGAAGUUGCCCAAAUUUAGCCUCCCAAAUAUUAAGGGACCUGAAAUUGAUGGCAGCCUAGAUGGCCCAGAUAUAGAUGUAAAUGCACCUGAUGUCAACUUCAAGGGUCCUAAGACUGAUGUAGAUCUUUCUGGUCCAUCUGGGAAAUUUAAAAAGCCAAACUUGAACCUGCCUGACAUGAAGUUUUCUGGCCCAAAGUUAGACGGCCCAAACCUGGACCUAGGAACACCUGACCUAGAUUUAUCUGGUCCCAAUCUCAGUGGUGGGAUAAACGCACCAAGCAUAAAUAUGCCCAAGUUUGACCUUAAAACUCCCAAACUGGACCUCAAUGCCCCAGAUGUUGGCUUAGACAUGCCAUCAGGCAAAGUGAAAAUGCCAGAACUCCAUGCUCCAGACUGGGAUCUUAAAGCUCCCUCAGGUAAAUUAAAGAUGCCUAAAUUGAACCUUUCAGGCACAUUGCCGAAAGGACCAAAUCUGGACCUAAAUGCAGACAUGGAGUCCCCAAAUUUGAGUCUGAAAGCUCCAAAGAUAAAGGGAAGAAUGGAUGCUCCUGAUCUGAACAUGCCAAACAUGAAACGUAAAGAUCCAAAGUUAGAUGUGAGCCCUCCAGAUCUCAACAUUAGCUCAGAAAAAGCAAAACUAAAAAUGCCUAAAAUUAAUCUUCCAAGUGCAAAGGGGCGUGCAACUAUUGGAAAUGCUGAUGGGCCGGAUAUUGGUGUACCAGGUAUGAACCUAAAAAGCUCCAAACCUGGAUUCAUGGUUCCAGAUGUCGAUUUUGGUAACCCUUCAGGGACCAAAUUUAAAAUGCCAAACCUUAAGAUUCCUGAUGUGGGGUUCUCUGCUCCAGAAGUAGAUGAUCCAGAUCUUGAUCUGAAUUCAAAGAAUCUUUAUACCAAAUUACCAAAAGGAUCAAAUUUUAAAUUAAAUUCAGGCCUAGAAGCUCCAGAUAUGAAUCUCAAACUUCCAAAGACAAAGGGUAAUUCCCCUAUGUUGGGAUUACCAAACGCGGAUCCCAAGUUGAAUGCGAACACUCCGGAUGCCAGUAUCAGCUUCCCUGAUGCAAAUUUCAAAAAGCCCAAAAAACCAGGGGAGCUGAUGGGAAAUGUCACAAGUCUAAAUAUCAGCGCUCCAAACAUAAAUGUCAAGCGGCCCAAAACUGCUACACGUAAUCCACAAAUGCAGCUCAGAUCUCCACAACUCCAUGCUGAUGAUCCCUCAGGUAAGUUAAAAAAACCUUCCUACAAGAAUCGCAGGUCAGAUAUGACCUCGAAGAAGCCUGAUCUGGACAUAGAUCAAGAUUUCAAACUUCAUUACGCUGAUAGAAAGCCACCUAAAACCAAAGUCAGGUCCAGCUACCCUGCAGGGGAUGAUGCUUCACGCCAGCAUAUUGAUUUAAGUCGUUUCGACCUCAACAUUGAUGAUUUCACAGGUAAAGAUCAUGUGCUUAGAGCCAGGGGUUCAACACUGGACCUCCGGGCAUCACAAAGCGGACAGGUGACUCCCCCUUCAGGGGUUGGUGGUGACAAGAUGGACUCCAAAAAAACCAGAGCUCAACCCAACGUACAUUUACCAACUUUAUCUCAAGAUUCCCAGAUAAGAGUACCUGACAGUUCUGAUGAAUACUUAAUCACUGUUUUUCCUAAUCAAACACAAAACACAAAACUCCCAAACCGCAAGUUUAACACUCUGGGAAACCUCAACUUCCAUCCGGGAAAUUUAGACCUUGAAGUUCCAUGUGAAAAUGAUGUGAAAGGCUCCACAUUCUUUUUCUCCAACCUGGUAUAAAGUUCAGCGCACUAAUUUAUUUUCUGUUUGAGUCUGGUUUGUGUUUUUAUUUUUAUCUAUUCAGACUAUUUUUAUUUGUAUGUUAUGAUUUUUUAUUUGUAUAGAAAUUGGAUCCUGUGUGCCUCAUCAUGCAUACUGUACAUAUUUUUUGUACAUAGGUCUUAUAACUUUGUAUUUUUAAAUUUUUUAUUAUUAUUAUUAUUGUUUUUUUUUUUAUUGUAUAUUUUUUUAUGACAACUAUUUUGCACUUGUUUUAUAAGGUGAAUUAAAAAUUUUUCACAUUUUGUUAUGGUCAACUUUGUUCUAUACAUGUUUAAAAAGAAGGUAUUUUUGUCAUUUAAUCCCAAAGCUUCUUCUUUAUAAGUGAUGUUCAAACCAAAGGAGGAAAUCAGUUAAUAUAAUAAUAAUUAUUCUGAAAUUAUGUUUGAUUUUAUUGAUUGAAUCUUUAUACUUGAUUUUUUUUACAGUACUCCUGCCAUUUUGAUAAAAAAAAGGUUGUUUUUAACAUAUGAUGAAUUGAU